AACAAUAAUAACAAUAGAAUGGAAAUAUUUAGUGUAGUUUCAAACCUUUUGUUUUUGAACAUGUUCAGCUUUAUAAAAGUCGGCUUUUUAGCCGAGAUUUGAAGCACAAUCUAGUAGCGUCCAUUAAAUUUAGCUGAGACUUUAUCUGUAAUUUACCAAUCCUCAUUUAACAAAAUUGCGUCAUUUGAGAAUGUUAUUUUAUUUCUCCACUAAUAUCUUUACAUGACUUAUCAUGAAUAUGAAAAGUGUAAUAUAGUGUAGCUCAAGAGACUCUGGUUCCAGAUGGGAGCUUAAGAAAUAAAUAAAAAGCCAAGCAUCUGACAGGUAUGACAUGUCUGACAGGUAAACAAUGCGAUGACGACUGAGAACAAAAACAAAGGGAGAUGGGGCAAGACUGAAAGAGUGGGACAACUGUGAACAAUCAAGAGCAACAUAAAAGAAGGACAAGCUGAUGUGUGGAUACAUUUUACAGACGUUGAAUAUCGUCUAGUGAUUGGUGAUUAAUAAAUAUGUAUGCAUAAACUAAACUAAACGGUCAAAAACAUCGAUUAAUCUUGUAAGACAGAAGAGGUAGAUAAUAACGCUAAUCCGUUCUUAGAAGACACUAAUUUUGGCUUAGUCUUCAAUAUCACAUCUGAUCAACAAUGAAUUACAGCUCGCUGGUUGUAUUCGAUUUCGACCGCACCAUCUGCGAGGACAACUCCGACACGGUAGCACGAAAGUUACUACCUGAGGAGAAGAUACCGCAAGAAGUGAGGAAUUUGUAUCAGUCAAAUGGCUGGCUCACUUAUAUGAAUAGAAUCUUCAAGCUCCUGCACGACAAUUCCAUCGAUGGCAAGCAGAUCAAGAAUGCGAUCGUUGCUAUUCCAGCGGUCGCGGGUAUGGAGACACUCCUCACCACUCUACACGCCAACGGCCACGAGAUCAUCAUCAUCAGCGACUCGAACUCCUUGUUUAUAAAUUGGUGGCUGCAGAGCAAGAAGCUCGAGCACACUGUGUCGAGGGUCUUCACAAAUCCGGCCCAGUUCGACGAGGACGGCCGAUUGAAGGUGGAUAUGUAUCACAUGCAACGUAGUUGCGACCUGAGCAGCAUGAACCUGUGCAAGGGGAAGAUAUUAAUGGAUUUUAUCAGCGAGAAACAUGCACAGGACGUAUACUAUGACAGAAUAGUUUACAUCGGCGACGGCAAGAAUGAUCUAUGCCCUAUCCUGCGUCUCUCGGAGGCCGAUUUGGCGUGUCCGCGUAAGGACUACAUGCUCAUCAAGUGUUUGGCUAAAUUACCCCACAACAUGCACCCAGUCGCGACCAUUAUGGCAUGGAAGGAUGGCACGGAUUUGUUGCAAAGUUUGGAGGAGGCUCUGAGAGUUGUGAAGAAAUAAUUUCACGUCGGAGACGUGAUCGUUAUUUCUCGUUGAAUAACCUACGGUGCGGGAACCAGCUCGCGUUAUGUUUAUCGCGCUAAUUAACUAGAGUCGAGCUUAUUAAACGUUAUAAGAUACGCGACUAAUUGCAUCCGCUUUCUUAAUUUUCUAUUUGCGCCGUCGUAUAACCUGAUGACUCGCUCGAAUACCCUUAUCGGUUACGUUAUUGAGAAAGAUAUUGUUGAAUAAUGAGUCUCUCUCUCUCUCUCUCUUUCUCUCUCCCUCUCUCUCUCCCUCCCUCUCUCUC
This is a messenger RNA of Harpegnathos saltator (Jerdon's jumping ant), 1668 nucleotides long. RefSeq names its product pyridoxal phosphate phosphatase PHOSPHO2. Gene Ontology annotation, molecular function: phosphatase activity. The record is from RefSeq and is a predicted model, not a curated record. NCBI's taxonomy places the organism in Eukaryota, Metazoa, Arthropoda, Insecta, Hymenoptera, Formicidae. Bases 645 to 1379 code for a protein of 244 amino acids. The transcript is spliced from 3 exons.